Knipowitschia caucasica is the source of this 489-nucleotide messenger RNA. The record is from the annotation of a GenBank genome assembly. NCBI's taxonomy places the organism in Eukaryota, Metazoa, Chordata, Actinopteri, Gobiiformes, Gobiidae.
AUGUUUUCCAACGUCUCCAACGCCUCCUCAGCACUUCCUGCUCAGGCCUGGCUCCUCUCUGGCCCCGCUUCCUGUUUCCUGUUCAGCUUCAGUUUCACCAUCUUCCUGUCCUUCUCGAUCACCAACAUCGUGGUCGUGCUGCCCUUCUCCCUCUGCGUCUGGUCCCUCGGUCUUUGCCGCAAACGUUUCCAAAAGUCAACUACUCAUUUGGACAUGUUCACGUACCACAUGGUGGGAGUUGAUACGGUCGCGGUAGCUGUCUGCGCGGCGUACAUUUACGGCUACUAUGCGAACGCUGUGCGGAUGAUGUUCACCGUGAUGCAAGUCUAUUCAAACAUUUCGAACGGACAAACUAUUUUCCAUAUUUUCACUUGCCUUGAUCGCUACAUCGCCGUGGUUCAUCCAAUCACGUACAUCCGCCUCAAAGAGAAAGGCGGGACCAGAGAAGCAAAGCAGAGCUGGUCUGGUUACGUCCAGCACAUUCUGUAA